Chiloscyllium plagiosum (whitespotted bambooshark) is the source of this 13859-nucleotide messenger RNA. It is a transcript of the gene pcnt, whose product is annotated as pericentrin. Gene Ontology annotation, molecular function: molecular adaptor activity. Gene Ontology annotation, biological process: signal transduction. The record is from RefSeq and is a predicted model, not a curated record. NCBI's taxonomy places the organism in Eukaryota, Metazoa, Chordata, Chondrichthyes, Orectolobiformes, Hemiscylliidae.
CGAGUGGCGGGUGGGCUAACGGCUCUGGUAGUCAUGGCCGCCAUGUUGAAAGCGGAGAGCGAGGAUCCGUUACGGAAGGAAUGAGGGGGAAUUAAGGCGGCAAGAGGAGAAGGUGUGCCGGAGUGUGUUAUUGGAUGAUCGGUAUCCUAGGCGGAGCAAGCUCCUCCUUACUGUGUGGGACAGAGAGGGCAAGUGGUGCAUAAUCUCGAAGAAGAAGGGACUUCCAUUCUGAAUUCCCUGUUAUGGAGGAUGAGGAGAGGCGCAAGAAGCUGGAGGCUGCAAGAGCCAAGCUUGCUCACUACCGACAACAAAAAGCAAAAGGCGAUUGCUCAGAUUCAACAAAAAAGAAGAGGAGGAAGAAGAGCCAGGCUAUAUGCCAGGAUGAUCUUCCGUUGGAAGAGCACUCAUUAGUUGAACAGGAUGGAGCUACUGUCCAACAUGAGGCUGAUGAUGAACUGUCAAACACAAGUACGGUAGAGGAGCUCUCAGUUGUGGAGGAAGAAGUGAAAAGUGGUAUCGAGCAUGACCAAUCAGAGCUCCAUAUCUGUCAUUUAAGAAUAAUUGAACUUGAAGAGCAGUUGCGAGUUAAAGAAACGGCUUUAGAACAUUUUGUCACUGAGCUAGAGGAUCUGCAGGAGCAACUAUCUGCCUACCAGGACAAUGAGCAAAUGCAACAGGAUUUAGAGAUGGCUGUACAGAAGAGGAAUGAUGUUAUUAGCCAGCUGACCGAUAACCUGCAGCAGGUUAUUCAGAACAGAGAUGAGGUCCAAAAGGAAGCUCUGGAGUUAACUGAUCAGAUUCAGUCUUUACAGCACCAAUUACAGCAGGCAAGUGAGAUUUUGAAAAACAAAAGCCCUGGAUUUGUGGAACUCCUUCAGGCCCAGCAACAAAUCUCUCUAUUCCAACAGAACUUGAAAGAACAGAGUGAACGCAUGGAGAGGCUUGAGCAGCGAGCACAUGAUUUAGAACUUCAGCUGGAAUGUUCAGAGCAAAGUGCAAAAGACAAAGAUAGCUGUCUUGCUCAGAUGGUUGAACAACAGAAAAUGACAGAAAGCACUGUGCUACAAUUAAAUCAGUGGGUGGAAGAAAAAGAUGAAGCCAUUAAAGAAUUAAAAGAAAAAUUGGACCUUAAAGACGACACAAUAUCACAGCAGCAGCAUUCACUGCUAUUUCGGGAUCAAGAAAUUGCAGAAUUAAAGAGAGACAUUGAAUAUACCAUGCAACAAAGGCACUCUCUGAAAAAAAAUGGAGGGCAAAUUGAUGCAGAAAACAUGCAGAAACAAUUUGGUCAGAAAGAUAUAGAGGAACCGAGGUUUGAUGCAGGGGCAGGUUGUAGCCAGGAACCUGUCUGCGAGGUGCCGGGGCGAGGUGAACAAACAAAUGUUGAGGUUGACAUCUUCCAAAGCCCGAUUCAAAAUCAUUCUGGACCCUGUGAACAAGUGCUAACUUUAAAUGCAAUGAUGAUCAAUCUAAAUGAAAAACUACAAGAAUCCAAUCUCGAGAAAGAGAGACUUCACAGAGAUUUAGAAAAAAUGAUGGGGUCUCAUCAGGAAAAAAUUGAAAUUGAGAAGAAAUAUAAACUUUUGGUUCAGGAUCUGGAAGAACAGACAAAGCUGUACAAAUCUGAAAAAGAGCAUUUAAAUCAUGAAAUUCAAGAGCUCACUGCUGUUUUGGCCCAAGAGAAGGAAGACAGUAAAGAAAUGAGACUCCGGCAUGAACAUGAAAUCACAAACUACAGUAUAAAGUUGGAGAUGAUGGAAAGGGAGAAGGAUGAAGUGCUAAGCCGACUGGCUGAAUCUCAAGAAGUAGAACUUGAGCAACUUAAAACCAAGAUGCUGUUCAGUCAUGAAGCUGAUUUGUCGAAACUUAGGGAAGAUCUUGAAGCACAAUACAAUCUAAAAACUGGAGAACUUAGAAAGGAACUGGAAUGUCUGAAAAAAACAUUGCAUAAUCAAAUACACCGUAAUGAUACCAAUGAGAAUUUUGAAGCUUUGGACCACGAAAAAGUCAUGUUAUCUGAGCAGUGUGCAGAGCUAACAAAGCAGUUGCAAAACAAAGAAAUGGAGCUGGAGAAAUUGCAUAUGGAAGUUAAGAUGUCAGCCAGUGAAACUCAGGAAGCCGUACAGAAGUGUAAAGCAGUCACUGAGGAACUGUCAAGUUUGCGUUUAGAAAUGGUAAAAGAAAGUACUGAACGGCAUCGUUGUGAAGAGGAAAUAAAGAAGCUAUUUCUCGAGAGCCAAGGAAAUAUCCAGGAGUCUGAACCUGAGCAGAAAGCAUUGGUUUCUACAAAGGAAAAAGUGGAAAAAGACAAAGAAAGUGACAUUAAUAUGUUAAAGGGAAUGGUGCAAGAUCUGACACAGGAGAAGCAGUUGUUGUUGACACAGCUACGAGAACAGGAGCAGCUAGUCAAAGGGGUUCAAGAACAAAAGUUGGCUGCAGAUUCAGUCACCAGUGAAGUUCAAGCUUUGUUUGGCCGUCAGCUUGCUGCAUUGCAGAGCCAACGGGAUCAGUUGCAGGCUCAGCUUGAGGCUCAAAAAGCUAAAAAUCAAACAGUAUCUGAAAUCCUGGGGCAGAAAACCAUGCAGGAGUCAUCCCUGCGCGAAGAACUCAAAGAACUUCGGUCAGUAUUGAGUGAAAAUGAAGAAUAUGUAAAUCAACUAACUGAAGAGAAAAUCAAGCUUGAAAAUAAAGUAUUGUCAAACGCAGAGGAUCUUUCUAGGAUUGAAGAAGUACUUAGUGGAAUCAAAGCUGAAAAUAAUUGCUUAAGGAAAGAGAAGACCGAUUUGAUGCAUAAGCUUCAAGAUCUGGACUGUACAAUGCAGUCUGAGAUUCUAGCCCUGGCCAGUGAAUUGAAGGGAAAGGUUACUGAAUUGCAAAAGCUAGAGGCAACCCUGGAAGAACAAAAGGCUCAACAUCUUCAGGAACAUUCCACUCUGAAACUGGAGGUCAGCAAUCAAAGAAUGAUUCAACAGAAAUUGGAACAAACUUUCAAUGAAAAAAUGCAGACUAUGCUGCAAGAACAGGAAGAGAGGCUUAACCAUGCAGUGCAGCAGGCUCAGGCAGUUGUGACCAGCCAUUAUGAGGAAGAACUGAACCAAGUGAAAGAGUUGCAACUGUCUGACAUGAAGAAAUUGAAAAUGCAACAUCAGAAAGAGUUAGAUAAAUUGAAUGCAGAAGUGAGGAAGGCAUUUGACUUGCAACAGAAACAGGAAGAUGAAAGAAGAAAACAAAUUGGAUUAAUUAAACGGGUUCAUGAAAGGGAGCAUGACAGAGAGAUGAGUACACUGAUUACUAAACAUAAAGAGGAGGUGGAGCAACAGCGGGCAGAACUGACACAGGAGCAGCAGGAUCUGUUUAGUGAUAUUCAGGCACAAAUGGAGUCAGCACAUGAAGCCGAACUGUACCAAAUUCAGCUUCAAAUGCAGAAGGGACAUAGUCUUGAGUUGGAAUCCCUGCGCCUGAGCCUAAACAAUAUGCACAGAGCUCAACUUGAGCUUUUACAGUCUAAUCUGCAGCGUGAGAAGGAAGAGUCCCUCGCUGAACUGCGAGAGGUGCUGAAUGAUAAACGACGCCAGGAGGUGGCAGUGCUACAGAACCAACAGCACAUAGAAUUGGAGCGAAUUAGGGAACAAAACCUGCAGCAAAUGGAAGAAGCUCUGAAGAAGCACCAACAGGAAAUGGAGGAUUUAAGGAAGACGUCAGAAGAAGAAGUUGCUGUUUUAAAGGCCACAGUAAUCACAGAUGAAGCAAGAAAACUGCAAAGCAUGCAAAAGGAGUGGGAAGAGGAUUGCAGGCAGCGUGUUGAGAAACAGGAGCAGAUAAUGUCUGCACAGCAUCAAACCGAACUGAAAGAGUGGAGCAAGAAGGUGGAAAACCUACAGAAGGAACUUGAAGCAAUCCAUAAUGAAAUAGAGAAGCGUCAAGUGAUGGAGAAAAAUGAACAUCAAAACUUGGAGAGUCUCCAAUCCAGUUUGUCAAAGCUUCAGGAUCAACUUGAAGUAGAAUUUCAACAGAAACAGGAGCUGAUGCAGAAAUUUGAUAAAAAAGAGAAGGACCAUCAUGAAGAGAUGGAGAAAUUACAAAAGAGCUACGAUGAAUUAAAAUUGCGUUCUGAGCAGGAGAUUGUGCACCUCUGGUCUCAACUUGAGAGGUCAAGGACCAGUCAUGAAGAACUUAUUGAAUUCAAGGAACAUUUGCUGGCUCGUACGUCUCAAGUGGAAGAUAUCCAAAGUCUCAAAGAAGAACUCGCUCAACAGCGAGAGCAAUUACAAAAACAACAUUUUUGUGAGCUGGAGCAGCUAAAAAGUUACUUUGAAGAAAAACUGAAAGACAUGAAAGAGAAAAACAGUGAGGAAGUUGCACAACUAGAACAGCGCCUUCAGGAAGACCUGAGACAGCCUUUUGGCCUUGAAUCUGAGCUCAGUUUGAAUCAGACUGUAGAGCCAAGCAGUUUGUCUUUGCUAUCAUUUUCUGAUCUUGCUGAAAAGAACUACUUUCAACAUCGGAUUCAUAUUGUGGAAGAGUUGGCACAAAAGUUGGCACAAUACAAGGAAGAAAUCAAAAUCCUUCAGCUGCAGCUGGAGGAGAAACACAAGCAGGAGGUGGCCACCUCUUUGAUGCACAAGGAGGCGUUGGAGAAGGUUGAAAUAGAACUUUCACAGAGAUACUUGACAGACAAUGAAGAGCAGAAGACAAAGCACAGCCUAGAAUUAGCUCAGUUACAAGAUCGACUGUCGGAGGAGCAUCUUAAAGAGAUUACUAAGUUACGACUCCAGUGUGCACAACAGACUGCCCAGGAGGUAGAAAUGGAAGUGAAAGAGUAUGUCCGAAAGUUGGAGGAAAUGGAGAUGGACAAAUUAGCUGCAGUGGACUUUGAAAGAGAGAAAGUUGUUUGUCUGCAGGAAGAGAUUGAACAUCUGAAGAGAGAUCAUGCUAUUGUAACAACGGAGCUUACCGAACAGAUCAAGCAAAUUGACCAGGACAAAGCCCAGUUGCUGGAAGAAGCUAACCAUAAACUUGAGGCCAGUAGGGAAGAAUUUGAGGCUAAAAUGCAGGAAUGUGCAAAGGAGAAAGAACAUGCAUUGAAAAUUUUAAGAGAAGAGCUACAAGCCAACACCGAACAGAACGUGUCAGCUUUACGCAAAGAGCUCCUCAAUGAAUUUGAAGAGGAAAAGCGAGCAAUGGAACAGGGAUUUAACCAGAGAAAUGUAGAAAUGAAUCAGAUUCAAGAAGAACAGUGCACCACAAUUUCUAAACUUGAGAUGCAACUAAAGAAAGAGAGAAAACAUUUGCAGCAGCUUCAGGAUAGUCUUACAAAUGAACAGUUACCAGAAAUUGUAGCAAUACGCCAGAAAAUCCAAGCACAGUUUGACGCUGAGCUUGCCACGACCAAGUCUCUGAUGGCAGAGCAGUUUGAGAAAUUCCAAGUCAAUGUGCAGGCACAAUCAACUAUGAAACACCUAGAAGUACAGAACAGGUUCAUGGAGGAUCACAAACAGAUGAUGGACAAUUUUAUGUCUGAACAGGAGACCCUUCUCCAGGAGCUGAAGAGAAGGCAUGUGGAGGAGCUGGAAAGCCAAAGCAAACAUCUGAUGGAACACCAUCAGAGUCAAGUAGCGGAUUUAAAAAUGGAAUUGCACACCAAACAUCAAGCUGAAAUAGAGACUCUGGAGAAAGAAAAGUUAGCUGCUUUGAAUGCCUUAAAAUUGAAGCACUCAGCAGAUCUGGAAGAUGCAACAUGUAAAUACCGGGCAGAGAUUCACAGAUUGCAGGAGGCACUGAAAAACUCGGAGGAGAAUUUAGAGACAACGAAGAGAGAGAUUGCAGAGAAACUAGCUGGGGAAGUAAAUCAGCUUAAGAUUGAACAUGAGGCUGAACUGAGUGAUGUGCAGGAGACAAUCCGAAAGGAGCUAGCUACUGUUCAUUUGGAAAAAAUUAAAGACAUGGCAACAGAGCUUGAGGAGAUCCACAAGGAAGAUUUGGAGGCAGCUCUAAACAACCAGAAGGCUUUACUGGAACAGGAACAUCAGAGGCGCCAUGAUGUGAUUCGAGAUGAGGUGCUUCGCCUUGAAGAUCAGCAUCAGCAGGCGCUCAAGGAACUUCAAAUGCUGCAGUCAACAGAGGCUGAAAGACAGAAAAAGGAGUAUGCGCAAGAGCUUAGUGAAGAGCUGGCAAAGAUUCAGAUGCAAAAUCAAAAAGAACAGGUUGAUACGGCUAAGUCAGAAGUAGAAAAGAUGCGACGGACACUGCAGUCCAACUUUGAAGUUGAGAAAUCACAACAACUGCAGCAGUUCCAGGAGGAGUUUGAGCUUCUCAAGAACCAGUCUGAGCUCUUACUUACUCAAGAAAUUAAGCAGCUCAAGGAUGAGUUUGAAACUGAGAAGAGCAAGGCACUGCAGGAACUAAGAGAUAUCUUUACCCAGGAACAAGACAAAACAAAGCAACUGCACAAUGAAGAAAAGGAACUGUUGGCUGGAAAGCUUCAGCAACACACAGAGCUAACCAAAAAGCUGCAGAAAGAGUUACAGGACAAGAACUCUGAACUGGAGACGCUACUACAGCGUCGAGACCGAGAAAAUGAAGAAGGAGGCAAUCUGGUUGCCAUGCUGCGCUCAGACCUUGAACGAUUGACAUCUGAACGAAAAAACUUGGAGCAUUCCCACCAACAAGUGCUGAAGCUGUUUGCAGAAGUGGUGAGAGUGAUAUUUGCUUCAGAAGAUAUGAUCAGUAGGCAAAUAGGACUCUUCCUGGAUGGAAACAAACUGGAAGGUAUGUUAGAUCAUGGAGGAAUGAUGAGUAAUUCAGAUCUAGAAGCUCGAGGUCAACCUCCAUGGAUGAAAGCUAAACCUCUGCUGGAUCAAGACAAAGGUGAUUUGAGCAUAACUCAGGAAAAUGUUACCAUCACCAAAGAUAACAGCUUCUGGUCAGCACUGACUGAUGAAGGGCUGGAACUUUCCCAGUGGCUAUCAGAAAGUAUGUUCGCUGGGCCUGACAUGGGGCCUGACAAUGAGGAGCUAAUACUGAGCACUUGUGUCCGUUUGCAAGUUGCUAUAGGCAAGUUGCUGGAAUUAGUCACUGAGUCAACAAGACAACUGGCACAGAGCCAUGGAAUCAGUGAACAUUUGGAAAAAGAGUUCAGCCGCAAAACCCAAGAGACAGUGGAGCUAGUUGGCAAAGAACAUCAGAAGUUAUUGGAACACCUCAAUGAUGAAUCUGAAGCAAAGAGAGAGCUGGAAUUGGAGCUCCACAAAGCCAAGGGAUUGAUUGAUGGGUAUGUAACAGAAAAAGCUGUGCUGGAGGAAACUUUGCAGCAGAAGGAAGAAUCCCAACAACAAUUGGCCCUAAAGGUGGAACUUUUAAGCAAACAGUUUCAUGAACUCAACCAGCAGCACGAGCAUCUGCUUGAGGAACGUGAUCUUUUGCUACGUCAGAAACAGGCCAUGGUUGGCAAUGAAGUAGAACGUGGCCUUCAUACUGAAGCAGUAAUCGAAGGGGAUUCAGGAUUACUGGAGGAGACAGAGCGUCUAUCCAAAGAGAAGUUGGACAUCCAAUGUCAAGCAGAUAAAGAUCGUGCUGAUCUCCUCUCGAGGGCAAAGAGAAUGGAAAUAGAGCUUGAGGAAGAGACAAACCGUAACCUUGAUUUGAAGGAUAAAUGGCAUUUGGAGGUUGCUGACUUGCGGCAGCAAAUUCAGGCACUUGAAAAGCAACUUAAGAAUUAUCGACAUUUUAUAGAUGAACAAGCAGCUGAGCGUGAACAUGAGAGAGACGAGUUCCAACAAGAAAUCGCAAAUCUGGAGACACAGUUAAAACAGGGGCUAAAAUCACAAGGAAGCAGUGAUUAUACAGUAUCCAAGGUGGAAACUAUGGAGGCACAGAUCCAGUCAAAGACUGAUGAUUAUAAUGAGUUGCUGCUUAGAAAGGAACACCUGGAGCGAGAUGUGCAAGAACAAAGUGAAGAAAUAGCAAAACUGGAAGCACAGAUCAAAGAGCUUGAGCAAGUUGUGUUAUCCCAUGCUGAUGCAGAAAAGCGGAUUCAUCAGCUUGAGCAAGAAAUGCAGAAGAUGAGGCGGAUAGAGGAAGAAUUAACACAGGAUAAAGAAUCCCUGCAGCAGCAGCAGUACAGUAACCUAAUGCAGAUCUCUGCUCUACAAUCAAAACUGGAUGAAGCUAGACAUAGAGUCCCUAUUGAAGGACUUUCUGACCAAACUCUAAAGGAGCAAUUACUGAAUGAGCGGCAAGCUCUCCAGACAAAGGAAGAUGAGAUCCAAAGCCUUGAGGAACAGCUUGAUCAAGUUCGAGAGAAUCUGAUGAAUAGAAACGAUGAGAUGCUUCAGCUGAAUAUGCAGUUGGAGAUCCAGACAAAGCAGUCAGCAAUGACUAUCAACCAACUCCAUGAGGAGAACAUUCGAGUGAAGGAGGAUGUAGCUAAUCUCCAUAUGCGUUUCGGCCUGGAUGCAGAUAGCAGCAAAGUGCCUGGAUUGCAGCUGCCUCAGGCAUUGUUGCAGGAGAAGAACCAGGAGAUUGAUGAACUAAAGGAACAAAUCCUCAAAUUACAACAGGACUUGGAAAACAUUUCACACUACAAGACUUUUGAAGAGAAGGAUUGUGAAAUUGAAGAGCUGAAAAUACAGGUAGAACAGCUUACAGUUGACCAGGAUAGGUUACGUCAGUCAAAAGAAGAAGAAAUUGAGCAUCUUAUUGAGGUUAUAGAGAAACUGCAGCAAGAACUUUCUCUGUUGGGUCCAAAUCGCCAUGAAGUCAGUGAUUCUCAGGAAGACCUUGAAAUGUUGGGUUUGGAAAAAGACACCAGAAAAAAUUCUGCACUUUCUCGGGGACUUAACGACAACCUGCAGCAGGAACUGGCAUGUAUUGAAGUAGACAAUAAGGCUGCUGGAGACUAUAAAGAGAAUGGAGCAGUAUUAAUGGUAUCUAAGCAAGACUCCCUUCAGCUCUUGGAUAAAAAAGAGGCUCAGUUGCAAGAAAAGAUUGUUGCUUUGCAAAUUGACCUUCAAAACUUGCAAGAAGUUAAUCAGCAGCAGUUGCAAGAAAUGGGAUCCUUGCGUUUACAGUACAGCACCCUUCAGGAGGACAACAGUUUGCUGAGGACCCACAUCUCUCAACGGGAUGCUGAUGUAGCUCUUCUCUCCUCACGUGUCCAAGAGUUGGAAGAUGCUCAGGCUGAAAAGGACAUGUUGCUACAAAUGAUUGAAAAGCAAAGGCAGGUGGAAUUGGAAGAAAUGGGAUCUUUACCAACAAGAAUAGCAGAGCUUGAACAAGAAUUAUCAGAUAGGACAACUCAAGUCCAAACAAGUUGUAAUGAACUACAAACCUUACACUCUGACCUUCUGGAACGUGACUGUGUGCUUCGGACCUUGAGACAGAAGGAUGCAAAUCAUCAAGAAGAACUUGAGAGAUUACAGGGUGACCUGGCCAAGUGGGAGGCAAUGAAUGAAGAAUUAAAAGGCCACCUGAAGCAAUUUCAGAAAGACAAGGAAGUAGUUGGCAAUGAUAGGACUACUCCAGAAAUACAGCUGAAGGAAGAUCUGUUGUUACAGGAGCAAAAGAGACUCCAAGAGUUGGAAGUGACCUUGCAGCAGAAGGAGCUACUUGUCACCCAGCUAAGUGCAGAACGUGAGGGGCUACAGGCUGAGCUUUCUAAAGUUAAAGAGGAACUGAACUCUAGCACAGAGAAGAUUGAAAAACUGCUGGAGGCUGAUCAGGAAAAAGAUCAGACAAUUGCUGACUUGGAGAUCCACACACGUAACCUGAAAACACAGGUGAAUCAACUUCAAGAAGCCCUUUUGCAGCAAGAGGAGGAACUAGCUAACCGGGCGAAGGAAGUAGAAGACUUAACUGAAAAAUGUCGACAGCAAGCCCUUGAAUUGCUGCGACUGUCCAACUUGGAAGUAGAUAAGCCACAAGUCAAUUCUUCAGAUUACAAAGAAUCUUCACAGAAUGUUGUUCAAGAUGGAUAUCAGUCAUGUCUCUAUAAUCAAGCUAUUGAUGAGAGUUUGUUGAGUUCUCCAGAAGUGAUGAGAAAGUAUGAGGAAAGUCUGGAAUGGUUGAAUGGACUGCACUCGAGCAGGAUUUCUGAAAUCAGUGGUGUUCACAGUACAGAGACAAUACAUAGCAGAUCACUUGGAUUUGAGAAGGAUAUAGAUGGAGAGGACCAAAACAUUAAUAAAGACAAACUGUCUGGGAAUUCUCCAGUGCCAUCUGAGUAUGAACACACUCUCUCAGAAUCCUCUGAUGCAGAGAAGGUACAAAAUGAUGCCAAAGUAAAAGUAACACUGUCAGCCUUGCAGGAAGGUAGAGCAUCAACAAUGUCAAUCCCUGACUGGAUAAGUGAAGGCUGUGGCAGCAAUACAAGUUUGGAUCUGGGUGCAAAGCUAAAUCAAGAGCUUGAAAUAACUGAACGACUUGACAGUAGUUUUGUGGAGUAUCUACGACAUCGAGGAAUUGCAUUGGUUGACGUGGAUGGUCAACAGAGGGAGCACAAAGUGUAUGAGGAGGAAAUGCCAUCCCAACAGCUACAGGCAUUGCUAAAGACGGUACAUGAGGAAGGCUGUCGGGUGUUAGCAUUGUCACAAAGGCCUAUUGCCUGCCCUGAAUCUGAACCUGUCUCUGUCUUGAGCAAAACAAUGGAAGAAUGGCAACAAGAGAAAAAGUCACUACUUGACACAAUUCAGCUACUGAAGGAGCUGCUUUCCAAAGUUAAGGAUAAUGAGGCUGCUGCAAGUAGGAGGACUGAUUGGAGAAGGGAGUUGCUACUGGCUGUGCAGGCAGUUUUAAACCAGGAACAAAAAUCUUUCUUGGCUGAAUUAUGUUCACACCUGCACCACCAGUCUACAGGAGGAGAGAACUCUCUACCUACAAUACUUGAACGCAUUCUUAAAGAGCAGGAGAAACAGCAACUAUCUGUGCUGGAAGACCUCUUAUCUGUGGACAGAAAUAGCUUAUUAUCAGAGGUGCAGGACCUCCGUUCGCAGCUCAGGAUUGCACAUCUUCAACAUCAAGAAAAACUGCAGCAGUUACAGGAUACCCUCACCAGUGCAGAGGAGCAAGCCAAGAAGCAGGAGCGGCCACUUCGUAGACAAGUGGAGUUGCUGGAAUACAAGCUUCAGCAAGAACAGAUCAUAACAACCAAUUUACAAAACACCCUGAAAGCAGAGCAAGAACGAGUUGCCAAGCUCCACCAACAAUUACAAACAGAACAAACUUCAUUAACUGAGCUGAAGUCAGACCUGUCUGAAGUCUCAGGUGAACUGCAGGCUGCAUUACAGACACGACAUGAGCUACAACAAAACCUGCAGAAGCUUCGAGAAGAAUUGAAUGCUAAAGAAAAUGAAUUGUUAAAGGCAGCAAAAGCGUUUGAGCAAGAACGACAUAAUGUACAGCAGUUGCAGACCAAGAUCGAAAAGGAACAGUACCAUUAUAAAGAGCACAAGGAGCUAGAACGGCAAAGUUACCAGAAACUGCAGAAGGUACUUGAGGAGCAACGUGCACACAAUAAUCAAUUGUCUGCUGCCUUUGAAGAAGAGCGGGUGGCAAACAGCAUUAGCCGCAAAGAACUCGAAGCCAAAUUAUUGAACACUGAAUCUUUGCUGUCGCAAGAACGCAAGAAACUGGCAGAGACUCAGGACUUGCUGAAAAUUGAGAGAAGUAACUUAUCAGAACUGAGUGAUUCCUUGGAUCGUGAGCGUGAUCGGUCAGAACAGCUAUAUCAGCAUCUGAAUUCCCGACGGGAUGAAACUGCUACUCAGGACCGUGUCUUUAUAAAAGAGCUGCAGAAUCAACUUGAGGAAGAAAGAAAGAGGACUGUUGAACUUGCCACUAUGAUUGAGAAAACACAACAGCAAGCUAUUACAGCAAAGCGAAAUGCUGAAGAUGAAAUCCAACUGUCCCGGCAGGAAGUUCAAAAAGAACGGGAAGUCAGCUCCAAACUGAGAUCUAUGCUUGAAUCAGUUCAGACUCAAGUUCAGGAGCUCAACCGCUUACUGGAAUCUGAAAGGCAGCAUAGCCUUCGUCUGCAGACUGAACGAGAGAGACUUCAAGUGAACAUUCUUGCAGCUAAAGAAAAGGAGCGGAAUAAGGAUGAUCAGCGGGAUCGAGAGAGGAGACAGGAGAGGCGAGAGUUAGCUGACCAUGAGCAAGAAUAUGAGAUGGUGAAAGACAGAAUGCAUGAGUUAGAACUGCAGCACCAGCAGGAUCAUCAACGAAUAAGAGAACUGCAAAAGAUGCUCACCGACUUGGAGGAACAAGAACGUAAACUUUUGUCCCGCAAGAGGCAGCAAGCAGAACGUGAAAAUAUCCUGGCAAAAUGCAACCAGAAUGGCACCACUCAUGGUAUGGAGGGCAGUGCAGUAAAUUUCCAGCAGCUCCCAGAAAAUGCACGCCAACAAUUCUUACAAUUGACUGUUCAGCUUAAAUAUUUACUUCAUGGAUCCAAUCAUAGGGGGCAGGAAGGACAUAUCAAACCUGAAGAUAUAAGAGACCUCUUACAGACUUUGAUUGAAUCAAACUAUGAAUCACAGCAGUUCCUUUCUAGCAUACAGGAGAAACCAAUUGAUCACCCAGAUGUAGUUCUACAUAUUGAAAGGGCAAAUUGGAUGAAGGAAAGAAACCGGUUACAGAAUUGCUUAAAAGACGCUGAAUCAGAAUUAGCUAGAGUAAUGGCAGAGAUUGAAAAUCGACCUCUGCGGCAGGAUCUUUUGGACCCCUCCAGCAUGAAGAUGCAGCGACUUUAUGGCAAAUACCUCCGAGCUGAAAGCUUCAGGAAGGCAUUGGUAUAUCAGAAGAAAUACCUGUUGCUGCUUCUCGGGGGAUUCCAGGAAUGUGAACAGGCAACCCUAUGUCUAAUAGCCCGUAUGGGAGUGUAUCCUUCUCCCACAGACAUUCACGUGCCCACCUGGCGUCCAUUAACAAAGUUCCGCUCAGCAGUUAGAGUGGUCAUUGCAAUAUCCAGGCUGAAAUUUCUUGUGAAGAAAUGGCAGAAAGCGACAAGGAAAGGUCUGUACCCUGCCCCCACAGCAAACAAUGUUGGAGGUGGCCAAGUUCAGACAGUUAAGACAGAACUAUUUCGCCAACAGCAGCCCGCAUUGACUCACAUCAUGAAUUCACCACCAACCAGAGACAGUGUGUCCAACCGACGACUUAAUGCUUCAAGUCAACAAUUGCCAAAGUCCCCAUAUCGAUCACAAAUCAGGUCUCAUUUCUCUCCUGGAGGAGGGCCCGACCAGUCGAGCCUCUCAAGCAGUCAAGACCCUGAACGUUCGCUCACUGAAUAUAUCCAGAGACUCGAAGCGAUCCAGCAGCGGCUUGGAGGAACAUCUCCUGGAACAGCUCGACACAGAAGUAGCCUGAAAUAAGGUGGACCUAGAAUGAAUACAAGACUGCAAAAUUCCUGCUUUCUAUCUAAACAUAUGUUUAAAGAAGUGUGUAUGUAUAUUGAUCAGUGUUGCGAUCCAGGGGUAAUUAUAUGUUUAGGACAGCAUCUGCACACUGCUUAAAGCACAGGAGAAUCUUGUAUUUAAAAUAAACAGAUGUUCUCUGUAGUGUUCACUAAUACAUGGGAUAUUUCUGUGUCACCCUACACUGGAACAUUCAUUAUUCAAUCAGGCUGGGUGAGUUUUAGAUUCACCAUUGGAUGUGUGUGCACAUAACUUAGAUUAUCUUUAGAAGAAUGAGAGUCGAUGAUCUAGAUUUUUAUUUUAGUCCAUCUCCUCCAGAGUUGUCAGGCCAGAACCUGUGUAAUAGUGUUUGCAUCUAUAUGUAUCACACACAAUUUUAAAGAGGUUAUUUUUGUAAAUGUUGGCUUUUGUUCUUUGCAGAAAAUAAAUAAACUUUACAUAAUGUGCUGU